CUCAAUGACGUGGGCUUGUCAGAAAUAGUAGUGAGAAAAAAAUUAAAGAAAACACAAGAAAAGAAAUCUGCCGACUGUCAGUGGAAAAUUUAAUUUUUACGAAAAAAAAUUAGAAUUUUUAAGAAAAAUUCUUAUAAUUUUUAGUUUAGUAGACAAUCUUCUUAGCAGCGGCAGCAGCGAAAAAAAAAUUAAAGAACAUGAAUUAUAGAAAAAAAUGAAAUAAUUAAAGUACGAAAGUCAUAUUAAAAAAAAGACGACGAUAACACAAGAUAAUAGAAGAAGAGGAGUAAAGAAAAAGUGACGUGUGAUUUUCUUUUUUUUUAUUAGUUUUUAGUUUUCAAUAAUUUUUGUAAUAAAUUCCUUAAAAAAAAAACAAAACACCCUUUAUUGGGGUUAAAAAACAACAACAACAACAACAUUAACUAGUUACUAGAAAUUUUGUAAUUAGAAAAUAAAAAACAGUAUAGACAAGGAGGCUACAACAACAAUAAAAAGAAAUUUAAGUGGCAGAGAAGGAAGGUCGUAAUCAUAAGUAAAUAUGAUGAAUGAAGAUACGACGGCGUCAACGUCAUCCAGUGGCGGAGUGAAAAAGUUUUUUCUACGUAUAUCACAAAUUUAUCAAUCUGCCUUGGAUCGUUCUACACCCCAUACAAAAGCACGUUGGAUUGGUGCUGCCGUCUUAGUUUUAAUCUUCCUGCUACGUAUAUUUUUAAAUCAGGGCUGGUAUAUUGUUUGCUAUGCUCUCGGUAUUUAUCAUUUAAAUUUAUUUAUUGCAUUUUUAACACCUAAAAUCGAUCCUGAAUUUGAUCCAUAUGCCAAUGAAGAUGAUGGUCCAAAUUUACCAACCCGAAGCAAUGAAGAAUUUCGGCCGUUUAUACGACGUUUGCCAGAAUUUAAAUUCUGGUUAAGCAUUACAAAAAGUACAUUAAUUGCAGUCAUAUGUACAUUCUUUGAAUGCUUUAAUAUACCAGUAUUUUGGCCCAUACUGGUUAUGUACUUUAUAACCUUAUUCUGUAUAACAAUGAAGAGACAAAUAAAGCAUAUGAUUAAAUAUAAAUAUUUGCCUUUCACCCGCAAUAAGCCACGUUAUCAACGUGUGCCUGAGCCAACAGCGGCAGCAACAAAGUGACAAUUAGCCGCACAGACAUUGCCAGCAACUACAAGCGAUAAAAUAGAGGAAAGUACCACCAUCAGCAAUGACACAACAAAAUCCUUGGGUUCAGCUACAACAUUAUUAACCUCCUCCUCAUCCUCAGCAAUAGCAACAAACACUACAAGAGCAGCAGCAGCAUCAACAGUAACUAAUGUAGCAAAACCACCGCAAAUUAUAAUGAUUGAUGAAUGAUUGAAUGUAAUAAUAAAUUCAUAAAAGAAAGUACACAAAAGAACAAACAACAAAAAAAAAAAAA
Molecule: messenger RNA, 1409 nt
Organism: Lucilia sericata (common green bottle fly)
Lineage: Eukaryota; Metazoa; Arthropoda; Insecta; Diptera; Calliphoridae
Product: protein RER1
Exons: 5
Coding region: 539-1129 (196 amino acids)
Biological process (GO): retrograde vesicle-mediated transport, Golgi to endoplasmic reticulum; protein retention in ER lumen
Cellular component (GO): Golgi membrane
Source: RefSeq, a predicted model, not a curated record